This is a messenger RNA of Rotaria sordida, 417 nucleotides long. Lineage: Eukaryota; Metazoa; Rotifera; Eurotatoria; Philodinida; Philodinidae. The record is from the annotation of a GenBank genome assembly.
AUGAGCAGUUCAUAUAAUAUGAAUAAUUUUAUUCUUCGUCUUCGUGAUUUACCAUGGAAUACAAGUCAAAAUGCAGUACAAAACUUUCUUCACGGUUGUAAAAUUUGCCAAAUACAAUUCGUAACAAAUGAUCAAGAUGCAUCAACUGGUGAAUGUUUUGUUAUUGUUGAAACAAAAGAUGACAUUGAUUUAGCAAAAAGUUUUGAUAAAAAAAUGAUGGGAAAUCGAGCAAUCUCUACUUCAUUUACAAUGAGAAUGCGUGGCGUACCAUUUGAUGCUGGUGAAAAAGAAAUUUUUGAUUUCUUUAGUCCUGUUGUAUCAAUCCGACUUGAACAAGAAAAUACUCCACGUGGUAAACCACUAAUAUGGUAUGCAGAAUUUGGUUCACGUAAAGAAGCAACUGAAGCAAUGACAUAA